This is a messenger RNA of Siniperca chuatsi (mandarin fish), 7997 nucleotides long. Its product is annotated as synuclein, alpha interacting protein. Gene Ontology annotation, molecular function: ubiquitin protein ligase binding. NCBI's taxonomy places the organism in Eukaryota, Metazoa, Chordata, Actinopteri, Centrarchiformes, Sinipercidae. The record is from RefSeq and is a predicted model, not a curated record. The transcript is spliced from 12 exons. Bases 213 to 3023 code for a protein of 936 amino acids.
UGCUCCUCUCGCUGCCUCCUCUCUGCGCUCCCAUAUGUCAAAGUCUUUGUGCUUUUCAAGACAGAGAGGCGACAGAAGGAAAAAAACAGCUGGAUCCAAGGGUCCUUCCAGCUAGCGGCUCGGCUAGCUGUAGCAGCUCCUCAAGCCAGCGCUUUCCCCUCGGCCCCCUGACUUCCAUAAGCUGGUGGUGAGGCUGAUGAUGUGGUGUGAAGAUGGAGGCUCCUGAAUACCUGGACCUGGAUGAGAUCGACUUCUCAGAUGAUUCAGUGUACUCUGUCACGUCUCUGAAGAGCAUCCCAGAGUUGUCCAGGAGGAGUGAUGGCCAGGCCGAGGAGAGACCAGCUCCAGCCAUCAACUGGAGUCGUGGCGUUUCCUCCCACAGCGGCGGGGGAAUCAAACCCACGGGGCUCGCUGAGGUCCACAGCAAGUUCCGGCCGGUGAAGAGGGUCUCCCCUCUCAAACACCAACCAGAGACCACCGACUCUGACUCUGAUGGUAAAGUCCAGGGGCUGGGGCUGGGGCUGGGGGAGCCGGCGGAGGCCAGUAAGGACGACUCCAGCUCUGACAAACCGACCCAUGCCUCCACCUCCUCUGACGGUACAGAAGGGAAGGCGAAGGCCCUGGGCGGCGGCGUUGGUGUUGGUGGAGGGAACAACCCCCAGGCUCUGUUCGGGGAGCUGGAGCACUACGAUCUGGACAUGGACGAGAUCCUGGACGUGCCUUAUAUCAAGUCCAGUCAGCAGAUGUCCACGCUGCCUCGCGUCCCCCACGACAAGCGUUCGGUGACAGGGAGCAACCUGGGCGGAGGCACCCUGGAGAGGAGCCGGGGAGGAGGGCUGAAGAGCUCCGCUUUACCCCACAGCGAGCCUCUGAGCUUGGGCAGUGGCAGCUCACAGACUCAGUAUUGUGUUCUGUCUCCGGUGAAGUGGUCAGACCUGAGGAAGUCCAAGUCGAUGGAUCCAGACCUCCACCACCUCCACCGCUCCCCAGCUGGUGGAGGGUACCAGUCAGAGUUGCUCUCCUCCGGACUCCUCAGCUGCUCCUCCUCCCUCUCUUCUUUCUCUGAUGCAGACAAGCUGCUGUCUGCGCGGGUCUACCCAGACUCCCAGAGCCAGAGGCCAGGCGUGGAGCCUGCCGGGGGCCCGGCGCUGAUGUUCCCCCUGCCAGGAAGCAGCGUGGGCAGGCAGGACGCUUCCAAGCCCUGGCCUCCUGGACCAGGAGGAGGAGGUGGAGGCAGCGGUGGGCCGAGGGGGUUUGGAGGAGGUGGAGGAGCAGGAGGGGAGGUGGACGAAGAGACAAAGAAGAACCAGAACAUCAUCAACAUCGUCAGAGAGGGACAGAUCUCUUUGCUGCCUCACCUGGCGGCAGAUAACCUGGAGCUGAUCAGAGACGAGGACGCAAACAACCUGCUGCACAUCUCGGCCUCUCAGGGUCAUGCCGACUGCCUGCAGCAUCUCACCUCUCUGAUGGGAGAGGACGGCCUCAACGAACGCAACAACCAGCAGCUCACCCCUGCUGGUCUGGGAGUCAAGAACGGUCAUCUGGAGUGUGUGAGGUGGAUGGUGAGUGAGACAGAGGCCAUUGCAGAACUGAGCUGCACCAGAGAACAUCCCAGUCUGAUCCAUUACGCUGCCCGCUAUGGACAGGAGAAGGUCUUGUUGUGGUUGCUUCAGUUCAUGCAGGAACAGGCAAUCUCUCUGGACGAAGUCGACCAGAACGGAAACACUGCAGUCCACGUAGCAGCUCAGUACGGACACCUCACCUGUAUACAGACUCUGGUGGAGUACGGCUCUAACGUGACGGUCCAGAACCUGCAGGGGGAACGGCCUUCCCAGAGUGCCGAGCGGCAGGGACACACCACCUGCGCUCGAUACCUGGUCGUCGUGGAAACCUGCAUGUCAUUGGCCUCGCAGGUUGUUAAACUCACCAAACAGCUCAAUGAACAGGCAACAGAGAGGAUGGCUCUACAGAAACAACUGCAGAGACUGAUGGACCCCAACAAGGCAGAGGGGACACCUUCCAGAUCACCCAACUCCCAUCAGCCCUCAGUGGAGGCGUGGCCAGAGAUGUUGUUGACAGCGGAGGGGACUCCGGGUGAUGGUCAAUGGUUGGUUCGUCAGGGAGGGGUGGGUCCAGACUCGGUGCUGCGGCAGCUGCUGGGGAAGGACAUGUCAGACUCGCUGUGUUCCAGGGAGAGGCUGCCUCCAGGGGGUAGCCUGAGCAGAGAGGGCCCCGGGGCCCCUGGGGCCCGCAGGACGGGACUGGUGGAGAGGAGAGAGCUCAAACUAGCGAGACUCAAACAGAUCAUGCAGCGCUCUCUGAGUGAAUCAGAUUCGGACGGUUAUCCACCAGAGGAAGGUAAAAAUCAAGGAGCCCCGGCCUCAAACACACUGCGACCUGAUAGGCCGUCCCACCUGCCAAUCACAGAGGAGGAGCCAGUGUCAAACCACCUUAACCUGAUGAUGAGGCAGCACCUCCCCUCCUCCUCUUCUUCCACAGCUGAGAGGAAGCUGGCGUUUUCUCUCAGCGGGUCAAAGUCAGCGGACAGCGCCGGUUACAACCCCUCCCCCACCUCCAGCGACCCUGAGGCCGCAGACGGUAAAACGCCAGACGUUUCCGGCGACUUCCACGACGCCGCAAACGGCCAGAAAGUUGCCACCAGUCCCAAGAGCGCCCUGAAGUCACCCUCGUCUCGCAGAAAGACGUCUCAGAACCUCAAACUGAGGGUCACCUUCGACGAGCAGGUCCACAAGAGCUCCAAUCAGGAGGCAGAGCAGACCAAAGGGCAUCAUGGGAAGGAGAGGACUCCAACAGGAAGUUCUGAAAGCAAGCGACCGUUCGGGGCGUUCCGCUCCAUCAUGGAGACACUGAGCGGAAACACAAACCACAACAACAACAGCGGUGGUCAGUCAGGCUCUGCUGUUAAACUGUCCACCUGUCAGAACUCACCUGGCAGGAAGUCGGAGAGUAAAGGCAGCCCGGGAGGAGGAGCCAAGGGCAAGAGCAAAACCAGUAACGUUUAACCAACUAGUGCCUACUGAAGGGCAGAGAGCACAUAACAAACAGACCACAACAAAGAGCAAACCGCAAGAGGCAGCGAACAUGAGAAAUUUAUAGCGAUUAACCUGAUUGACACAUUUUGUGUCAACAAUUGUACCCGUUCUUCUCCGUUUCAUAAAUUUAUCAAAACUGAACACAUCAUGUGACAUUUACUUUUCCAGUGGUAGAAGUGAUAUCUCCGAUGUUUAGAAAUCAAUAAAAAAAAACCAACCUUAAAUAUAGGCAAAAAAACAGUGUCCAGGUGUAUCCCAUAGCCAAGUUACUGACUCCAUGGUAACAUUAUACUUCCUGUUUACAUCACCCAAAGUAUCAUGGGAACUGUAGUGCCAAAACUCAAAACAUAUAAAUCCCAAAUUGGGGAUAUAUAUAUAAUUUCAUGCAAAGAUGCAUCCCAAAGUGCUUAACAAAGCAAGAUCUGAUGAAAAUAAACAAUAAUAGCAAAGAUACUCUCCUCUAUCAUUCAUAUACAGAUAUUUAGUGUGUUGAAAAUCUGUGAACAUAAAAACUCAAUUUUAAAUGAUGUAAAGAUUUUUUUCAUAAAUACUGUCCUAGAACAUAUACAGUGUGAUAAAUACAUGUUCUAGGAUAACAUGAAUGAUGACAUUUGUAAGUGGGUUAACCUCACAACAAUCUAUGACAUGUAAGUAUGCCAUAAACCUUACAGGCUUCAGGCUUCACAAGGCCAGUAAACUACAGCAGCAUACAAAAAACACCAGACACGUCAUAGUUUAACAACUCGAUUAGAUGAUUAAUAUAAAAUUGGACUUCAAGUGACCAAAUCAAGAGUGUGACCGACCACCUUUUGGUCAUUUGAAGAUAAGACUCUCCAGCUAGUUUUGUUUAUUUGGUCCGAACCACAGUGGUGGAAAAGCUGACUUUGCUUAAUUUUUGUAUUUGGUUUGGAAACAGUCGCAUCAGCUGAUCACAGGCGGACCAGGUCCUGUAAACGGUUUGUUUAAUGUUUCUGACUUGUCAUCCUUCCAGUUUGACCGCUGGAGACUUCAUUUAUUUGUUCAAAGUAAAAUAGUGAACGUGACUUUCAGACUGCACACAGAGACAAUCUGACUCUGCGUGAGAGAAGUCAACAUCUGUUCUCUUUUACCCAUAAUCCCUAGUUAAUCACUACCACAAACAAACUUGGUCAUAUACUAAAUUAGUCAGUAAAAUAAACGUCCCAGUCAAAGCCUGUUAUUUUUUGACAAAAUAAUCUUUACUCAACAUCCACUUACUAGCUUUUUGUGGUGCUUUUAACAGUAUCUUAACGUUUUCAUCAGUGGAUGGAGUUUGCUUAGUUAACUGUUUGCUAAAGUAAACUGACGGUGAGUUAAGAUUAUUUAGUCAAACUACCAUUCUCAAGGUCAUGAACUUCAUCCAGCGAGCAGUUUAAUUUCAGUGAUGAGCAACGGUGUUUCCUCACACUUUUCUUUCUGUUCUUUUGUUACUUAUACUGCAGUUUUUAUACUUGCUAACCGCAAAGUUUCUCAUGUUCUUUGCCUCUAAUGUUUGAGUUGUAAUGGUUUUUACACAGGCCUGAAAGACAAAAACAGAAGCUCUCAGCUCUGUUACCGUCUGUUAAAAUGUAUUUGAUGCCGUUAUUCAGACAGCAGUCACUACAAAGUGAAUGAGAAGAACCUGUGUGUUUUUAAUGAGACUGAAGCAAUCGUUUUUAUUGACAGACUGAAGGAAAUGAGUGUAUUAAUCAGUGUCCUGCAGAAACCUCACAUCUCCAUAAUGCAACUUUUGAUACAGUUUUAGUUUUGUCACAUUUAGUUUGAUUGUGUAUCAGAUUACAGAGCCAUCCCAGAGUUCAGUGGUCUGCUAAAACAAUUUUUUUAAAAAAUGUCAAAACUGAAUCUUUCUAAAUGGAGAUAAAAGGUUUCUGGUUCUCUGCCACUCUUGUUACUGUACUCUGAAAUACACUAAAGAUGAUCUUAUGAAAUAUUAGUAUUUAUGUUUAUGCACACAGUUAUGUGAUUUGAAAGUUUUUAAAUGUGGUUAUAAUCACGCACGUGGUUAACGUGCACCAGCACAACAAAUACUUUUAAAACCACUGUAUAUGUAGUAGUAUUUAAUUUUUUUUUCUCUCAUCAUAUUCCACACAUUUUUUUAUUUUAUUUCCAUGGUUAUUAUCUAUGCAGUAUUUUUGGCAUGAAGUAGACGUUAGUUGUGUGAUGUGUUUGAGACGGGGAGGUUUAAGGAUGCUCCUUCUACGGCGGCUGAAAAACAGGCUGAAAGAAGGAGAAGUUGAAACAGAGAUUUUAUACAGCUUUCAGGAGAUUGUGAACAUUGACAAACUGUCUCAAAGCUGGAAACUAGACGACUAAGGCUGUAAUCUGAUGCUCUCAUCCAGUGAUCGAAUUCCAGCGUACCAAAUAUUAAAAACAGAUUUUUUUUAAAAAUGUAUUCACCACUUUGAGACGUUCAGCACAGAGUGACGGGAGUUUUGACUUUUUUAAUCAUAUUUCUUAUAUCAUUCAUUUUAGGUUUAGAAAUGCUACUAUAUAAAUGUUGAUCAGUUUAAACAGUUGAUUGAUCCUUGCUCCCCAAUAAUUCAAAAACUGCUGCUAUCUGUAAUUUUCUGGACCUUUUGAUGGUGAAUACAGACACUGCAGCCUCACUAGCAGCCCCAAGAGGCUGCGGUGUUCAUUACACCUCGUGAUUUACCGGGGUUGGACAGGUCAAACGUUGUUUACAGUAUUGGGGAUCAAAAUGUAAUAUUUUUUCCUGAGUGUGGUGCUAGAGGAAAGGUCAAAGGGUUCCUCAAACUCAUUAGGAAUCAUCCAGCAGCAUAUCUCUUUGGUCGUUGGAUGGACCGACUGCCGUCCUAAAAGAAAACUCUUAACGUUUUAGGACAUUUGCUGUCUUUAUAGAGUUUGAUUAGAAGAUUAAUUUAUAUCAUCUGCUUCAUGUCUGUGCAGGACUAACCUCGGAGGCAUGUUUAACCUAGCUUAGCACGAAGACGUGUAGCAAGUUAGACAAAAUGCCAGAAUAUUCAUUUUAGCCUCACCGCUGAAGAGGCAAAAAUCUCCCAGUUGCCGUUUUAGUUUUAUUGCGUCGGCAGUGUGAAAACACUCCUAACAGAGUCACAGAUUACAGCCUCGGCUCUCUAAUUUGUAGCUUUGGGAGAAACUGGAUCACAUCUGUCAUUAUUUUGAUGCAUGUUUACGUUAAUAGAAAUACUGUUUCUGGUUCUGAUGCAGCAGAAUAUUUCUAAUCCAGACUGAUCGUUGUUGGACAUCAGUCUGCAGAGAUUUUCUUUCACAUUCCUGUAUGUUUAAACAUCUGUAGUUUGGAUCGGUGAGAUUCUGCUGUGCAGUUUCCUCAUCUGGUUUCCAAACACCUUGCUGCAGUUUAUCAUUUUUAUUCUGGUUUACACACACUUCAGCUGUUGUUCUUGAGUGUGCAGGUGUUGAUGGUGGAUAUCUUUUAAGGCAGUGCAGUCUGGGAGGAUUUACCUGCAUCCAGUCAGCUGAUUUGAUCUGACUUGUUAAAGGAACAGUCCACCAUAUUAGUGUCUUCCCCAGAGUCAGAUGAGACAGUGAUUAGCAGCUUCAUCGCUUUAGGUCCAGUACAGAUACACUACUUGGUCGGCCACUGAUGUUGGGUGACAAGGUCUGGCUCACAGUCGGUGUUCCAGUUCAUCCCAAAGGGAUGUACGUUUGGCCAUGCAGAAAAGGCUGAUUUAAAAAGACAAAAAGUAGGUGUCCACAUACUUAUGGCCAUAGUGAUGCACAUCAAUCCUCUCGUCUCAAAAUAAUUUAAUGCAAACACGUGUAUUUCCCAGAAAGUUGGACUGUUCCUUUAAACACUGGUACUGUUGUAUAAUUCAGAGAGCUGAGCAGUAGGAAAACAUGGGCAUCAAGUUAAAACUUUCUGUUAUGUGCAAAAAUGUCGAAUUUGUCGUCAGGCAAGCAAAUAAUUCAACAUUUUAAAGAAUCCAUUUUCUAAUAAUAAAAGAAUAUGAAUAGAUAUUUACUUAGUUUUUAAAUAAACUCGACAACAAAUUCUAAACUCCAUAUAACUCAAAUAACAGAGCACUGACUAUAUUUUCCAGUUAGUUUUUGAUUUGAUUUAUUUGACAUAUCAAAAAUAUAUAACUGCGACAAAUAUAUAUUCAUUGAGAGUGUCGAGGAUAACACACUAUAGUUAAAGAUAAACUUAUUUCCAUUGUGGUCCUCUUUCCAGGAAGACAAAUUAAUUAGUUAAUCAGUUCUUUCCAAGAGACAUGCAUGCAAGUUAGUAGGAAAUGACUAACUUACAAGACUCGUAAAAUAAAGUGUAACCAACAGUUUUAAGAGUUUUCCAAGGUGGCUGGAGUUGCCAGGUAAAGUUCCCGCCUUCAUUGCCUCAAAAUAUGCUGCCAAAACAGUGUUCUGUCUGUGGGCUGAGUGUGUUGAUGAGAUUGUUUCUGAAUGGCAGUUUGUUUUAUUUGCAGUGUCUUUAUCGUAAGCGCUCCUUCAGGACAAAGGAAAGGAGUAGACAAAGUGAACUCUACCUGUUCGUUGUGUUUUUAAUGAACUCUUCAGAUGGACAGUGUUGCUGCAUCGACUCGGAUGUUUACUCUCAAUGCAAUGCAAAAAAAAAAAAAGAAAUAAAAUGAGACGCAAUAUCAGUGAAUGUUGGAGGAGACCGUCUGAUCCGGAUUUAGUUUUUUUUUACUGACCAGCGUGUACAGAGACAGACGGCUGCUCUUCCGUCCUUCUGUUAUUGAAGCUGUUGUGAAGAAAAACUGAAAUAAACUGUUACUUUGAGCGAAUAAAUCUUAUCCUGUUUUUUAUAAACUGAAGAUGCUGAAGAAGAGCUUCAUGAUCACGGCAAUAUUUCCUAAAUUGCAAUCAAGAUUUUUAAACAUUGACUUUACUGGACCUCUCCAUAGAUCCUUUUUGUACAUAGUGACUUACCUUUGUUAUUGGACAUUAAAGCACCAUACAAGUGUC